AUGUCCUCUGGGAUUGAUCACUUGGCUGAAAAAUUACUUCACCAAACACAAGCAGGGUGGCAGCCCCACUGCCCAGAAGGGGGCCAGCUGCUAAUUACAACGCCUCUCUGGAGAAGCGCUUCCAACACAAUCUGCUGCAGUAGCUGUGAGCUAACCAACAUCAUCAUCACAGUGGAGAAAGAGGAAUGUGGUCUCUGCAAAAGCAUCAACACCACGUGGUGUGCGGGCUACUGCUACACCCAGGAUCUAGUGUACAAGGAUCCAGCCAAGUCCAACAUCCAGAAAACAUGUACCUUCAAGGAGCCGAUGUACAAGACGGUCAAAGUGCCUGGCUGUGCUCACCAUGCAGACUCCCUGUAUACGUACCCAGUAGCCUCUGAAUGUCACUGUGGCAAGUGUGACAGCGACAGCACUGACUGCACCGUGCGAGGCCUGGGGCCCAGCCACUGCUCCUUCAGUGAAAUCAAAGAAUAA
Aethalodelphis obliquidens (Pacific white-sided dolphin) is the source of this 474-nucleotide messenger RNA. RefSeq names its product follitropin subunit beta-like. The coding region runs from base 1 to 474 and encodes 157 amino acids. Gene Ontology annotation, biological process: follicle-stimulating hormone signaling pathway. The transcript has 3 exons. Gene Ontology annotation, cellular component: extracellular region; cytoplasm. Gene Ontology annotation, molecular function: follicle-stimulating hormone activity. Lineage: Eukaryota; Metazoa; Chordata; Mammalia; Artiodactyla; Delphinidae. The record is from RefSeq and is a predicted model, not a curated record.